Messenger RNA from Talaromyces marneffei, 1614 nucleotides. RefSeq lists its product as uncharacterized. Gene Ontology annotation, biological process: response to xenobiotic stimulus. The transcript has a single exon. The coding region runs from base 1 to 1614 and encodes 537 amino acids. The record is from RefSeq and is a predicted model, not a curated record. Lineage: Eukaryota; Fungi; Ascomycota; Eurotiomycetes; Eurotiales; Trichocomaceae. Gene Ontology annotation, molecular function: DNA-binding transcription factor activity.
AUGCCCACGAACAAAGUGCAGUUACAUGGUACACCGAGAAAUCGACUGGUGUCGCCCGCCAUUAGUAACAAUGCCAACACUCAGAUGGAAUCACUCGAGGCCAAUUCCGGGGCCGCAUUUGUGAGAAGGCUCGGUCUGAAAAUUGACCCGUAUAAUGCGCCACGAUUGCAUCUCUUUGCGUGGAAUGCUGGUGAUCGAUUGGCGGGUUGUCCGCCCGGCAGCCGGAGACGGGUUACUAAUAUUCUAACGAAAGCUGAAAUGCGACAUCUGGCAUUGAUAUACUUUGAGAAAGUAGCUUAUGCUUAUGGAUUCAUUGAUAGUGACGUUUUCUUCCACCAUCUUGAAGAACGAUGGGGGACAACAAGCCCGGCAAAAGUGGGCGAUGAUACGUAUGACCCAGUGUUUUGUGGAGUAGCAGCGUUGGGUUUGUUAUUUUCGCAGAGAUUCCCAUCCGCAUUCGAGCCGGAUCUCGUUGAGACAGCAAGAGCAUUGUUGGAGCAGCAUUCAUUGUCGACGCCGCCCUCAAUAAAUACCGUGACCGGCUGGGUGUUGCGAGUCGCGUAUCUGCGCAUGACUUCGUUGCCGCAUACAACGUGGCUAGCGAGCUGUUCAUUAAUGCAUCUCAUUGAAGCAGCUAGGAUCCAUCUCGAGUCCCCAUCCCGGACUGUCUUUGAGGGGUCCUCGGAAUACGAGAAUAUCGAUCUAGACAUUCGCCGCCGUUUAUGGGGGAUGGCCCAGCACCUCAAUAUCUGGGCUUCCUUUGACCUUGGCAGAACAAAGAUCACAUUAUCUGGUGCCUCAACAAAACCCGUCGCCCCCAAGGCCGGGGAUUAUACAUCUCAACUCCUGGGAUUGAUCCCCCUAACCGAACCAUUAGAUCCCACGAAGACACGAAGCGUCGAAGACCUCGAGGCCGAUCUAAAUCGAGUUCUGGACGAGAAUCGAGAACGACCACCCGUCAUCAUGGCCCAAGUAAAUCUGAUGCUAUGCAUAUUUCGACGUCUCCGAGCUCAAAAAUCGAACAUGUUGAACCUCCAAGCAGAUCGUAUCUUGGCUUUGGUUGUCAAAGGACUACGCGCUGCCCGACAAAUGGUUGCGGAUAGUAGUCCCUGGCAUCAUGUAGCUAACGUCCCGUUUCAGGCGAUCUGUCUAUUGUUGGCGAUUGAUAGCCGCGCCUCGCUGGCACUGUUGGGUGAUGCGAUGAGCACACUAGAACUUGUCGCGAAUACAUGGAAUAACGCCAUGAUGCGAGAAGCAUACAACACAGCCUAUUUACUGAUACUACUGCAUCAGCGACGAAAAGAGGAAGAUGCAAAGGCGCUUCGUGAUGUGUUGAAUAUACAUUCGGCUGCACCAGCUAUCACUCUAAACACCUCUUCUCAGAUCACGGGUGUAGGUAGCCCGAAACAAAAUAAUGGAUAUCAACAACAACAGCAAGCAGCGACGACAAUGCCAGCAACUGAUUCUGCAGAGUUCCUGUGGCUGGAGGAUCUGAUUGCUGACAUGCCGAGUUUGCGCGAGUUUGAUUUGGAGCAGUUUCUUGUACAGGAUGCGAUGCAGCCGCAGGAUUCUGAGGUUGGGACGGGGUUUGGGACGGAUGCGUUGAAUAUUUGA